Molecule: messenger RNA, 2286 nt
Organism: Neoarthrinium moseri
Lineage: Eukaryota; Fungi; Ascomycota; Sordariomycetes; Amphisphaeriales; Apiosporaceae
Exons: 10
Coding region: 1-2286 (761 amino acids)
Biological process (GO): DNA-templated transcription; regulation of DNA-templated transcription
Cellular component (GO): nucleus
Molecular function (GO): DNA-binding transcription factor activity, RNA polymerase II-specific; zinc ion binding; DNA binding
Source: RefSeq, a predicted model, not a curated record
AUGGACAAUCCUCAUCCAUCCGGCAACACACCGAAUAGUCUUGGGUCUCCACAGUCCCCGGCGUCGGGCAGCGGUAAAUUCCCACCGUCUGGAGGCCCCAUCAAGCGCCGAGCCCCUAUCGCGUGCCGGAGAUGUCGGCGUAUGCGCAGCAAGUGCCUGCAUGAGAAAGAUCCUCCCUGCAAAUCAUGCCUCGAGGCUGGGGUGCCCGAGGAGUGCGAGUUCCCAAGUCGUGGAGACCCUGACGAGGAUCGGUCUUUUCGUCAUCCCCGCCAAAGGGCUGAUAGGAGGUCCAAAGUCGACACCACCGGAGUGAAAAGGGAAUCGGUGUCCGCUCCAGGGUUUCAGGAUACACUCACGAACGCAAAGCUUCCCAAAUGGGAAGACGAGUGGUCACUACUUCCUGAAAUCGACAUCGUAAAAGAAGGUGUUAUUGCCUUCACCCUCCACUUUUUCCAGUUGGGGUUUAUACCGAAGGAGAGGUUCCCUCUGCAGAUCGAGCAAAACCCAAGCUCUGUCAGCGUGUUCUUGCUUUUGAGCAUCCUCAGUAUCUCUGCAAAGUUCAACAAGAAGAUUCAGAUGCGCUACGGGGCAAGUCAACGAGCAGUUGAGUGGUUCAUGAGGAGCGCAGAAAGGUUGGCUCUCAAUGAGUUGUAUCAACAACCGACGCUGGAAAGAUGUCAAGCGUUCUUGCUGUUGAGCAUCGCCCAACAAGGCAACGGGAUGACGAACUCCAGCUAUAUCAACAUGGGGGUGGCCACAAGAAUGGCUGCGCUAAUGAGACUUCAUCGUGAAGAGACAUAUGAGCGAGUAACAUCAAAGUCAUCGCCCGAAGAGAUUAUACGUGCCGAGUCGGCCAGGCGCACCUUUUGGGUAUUACACAGCCAGGACAAUCUACAUAGCGGCCCGUACAAACCCGUGUCGCUCGCUUCUAGCGAUAUCACCGCUCUUUUGCCGUGUGACGAGGAAGAUUUCAAGAACGCGGUAGUUCCGCAUAGCCGGGCAGCAUUAGAAGGAACAAUACCCGCUACACAUCACCCACACCUGACCACACUCCGUCCAAGAUCACUGUUCGCAACACUCAUCCAGACUCACCAUUUAUGGGGUAUCGUUGCGCGAAGGGCUGUCGCAAAUGAAAAGAGCUCAAAGCCAGGAAAUGACAGUAGCGACUACUCGAGGAUGGCUGCACGACUGCGGUAUUUUGAGGACAACCUCUUCCAGGACCACAAGUUUGGCAUCAAAUCAUUGAAAGGACACAGGCAGGACAACGAGGAUCUUGCAUUCUUAAGUUGUACGGCUGGCUUACGACUUUGCAACAUCGUCUUGAGAAAGGCCUACAUGGAUGAGAUGAUUCAGGCAGUACGAAGCAACCCCAGAGAUCCUAGUGCCCAGGUUUAUCGCAAGAUGGCGGAAGAGCUUGUGGACAACGUCAGGAUGUUGUACGAGCAAGUCGACGCUCAAUACAGCGAUGACCGAUUAUCCGAGGAAAGGGUUGGGUCACAGAUGGCUACGUUCACUAUAUACGGCUGCGGUCUACUAGCCGCUUACAUGGUGAAGUUUCCUCAGCUUGAUAUCCACAGACGUCCUGAUGAAGUUCGUGUGGAAGGAAAGAUGAUGUACGACCGUACCGUCACUAUCUUGGAGGAGGCUCAAGCCAUGUGGCCACUUGCCUCAAGUUGGCUCAGAGGUUUGAAGAAAUGGUUUGAGGAUCCAAACACCAAUAGGGUUCCUUUCGAGAGCGGAACCAUGACAGAUGGGCAAGAUCCACAACCACACGCACUACUACACCCCCCAACAUCGACUUCUUCCUGGCAGAACAAGAUGUCUACACUAUACCGCACAAAGUCUACGCCCCCACGCACGCUGGACACACGUCACAGUCCUAUGGUACCAGACCAAGAACCCACGACUCUACCGCCGUUACAGCAUACAUCCAUGACACCGAGCCACGCAGAACCACUCUCCCUGCCUCCAAUCUCCCCAUACGCACAUCAUCAACCGACCCCACCACCCCAGUACCAGGUGUCACACCAACCCAUGGGGCAUCCCGGUCAGCACGAGGGUUUCUACGCCCUGUAUCAGGCUGCCCACCACCCAGCGCCACCACAACACCAUCCACCGGGAGUUUACCCCAAUGCCUAUGUGGCGGACUACCAGUCAAUAUCGAUACCGGACGACGGGUUCGGAUUCAAUCUACAGCAAAUGCUGGACCCCUCGUGGUCUGCCCCCAAUGCGCCGGCCGCCCUCUACAAUUACCAACAGCCUAAUAUGCAGCAGUACCCUCCGUAA